GCAGUCCCGAGGAGAGCGGCUGGAGAAGGCUGCGCGCUCCUCGCCCGGGAAGCUGGAGGCGCACUCGGGCCGCCGCGGCGGGCGCGCUCCUCCCUCGGCUCUGCACCCGCUGUCACGCUGCGCGCCCGCGGGGGCGCCGCGCGAGCCUCCAGGUGAAUUGAAAGUCGUUUUCGGGGGAGGACUGAGCGGGCGCUGCAGUCCUGGCUGGCAACUGAAACUGCAACUCGGACGCCGAGGAGCGGGCGGCGGAGCGGGGCGCGCGGCGACCGACGCAGCAUCCCGGGAGGCGGCCCGACCUCGGCCCCGGGACUCCGGCCGCGGGCGCGCUCGGCCCGGAGCCCCCAGCUCUGGCGCAGUUAACAGCCGAGCGCUUUUGGGGGAUGCCAGCGCCCAACCCCCGGGUCGCCGCGGAGCUGCCGCUUCAGGGACAGCGAGGAGAGGCGAGGGGGCGGCAGCCUCGGCCCAAAAGGGAGAGAACGAGGUGCUGAGUGUGUACUGAUUACUCUGGCUCCUCUCUGUGUCCCAGAGGCGGAGCUGGAACUCCAAUCCAGAACUUCCCCCAAAGACGCUGUUGCUUAUCGCACACCUCAUUUUCUUUAGAACAAGGGAAAGGCAACCUGCAUGUCACAUCAUUAGAAGAUGCAGAAUGUCGCAGAACCAAGGAACGCCUUUCUAAUGGGAACACGCGUGCUCCUGGGCCCAGGCCUUCCCGCAACAUCCCACGGAGACACACACUAGGGGGCCCCCGAAGUUCCAAAGAAAUCCUGGGAAUGCAAACAUCUGAGAUGGAUCGGAAAAGGGAAGCGUUCCUGGAACACCUAAAGCAGAAGUACCCCCACCAUGCCACUGCCAUCAUGGGCCACCAGGAGAGACUGAGAGACCAGACAAGAAGUCCCAAACUGUCUCACAGUCCUCAGCCUCCCAGUUUAAGCGAUCCGGUGGAGCAUCUAUCAGAGACUUCCGGGGAUUCUUUGGAAGCCAUGUCUGAAGGAGAGGCCCCAAGUCCAUUUUCUAGAGGCAGCCGAACUCGAGCAAGUCUUCCGGUGGUGAGGUCGACGAACCAGACAAAAGAAAGAUCUCUAGGAGUUCUCUAUCUCCAGUAUGGAGAUGAAACCAAGCAGCUCAGGAUGCCGAAUGAGAUCACAAGUGCAGACACAAUCCGUGCUCUCUUCGUAAGUGCCUUUCCACAGCAGCUCACCAUGAAAAUGCUGGAGUCGCCCAGCGUAGCCAUUUACAUCAAAGAUGAAAGCAGAAAUGUCUAUUAUGAAUUAAAUGAUGUCAGGAACAUCCAGGACCGAUCACUCCUCAAAGUCUACAACAAGGACCCUGCACAUGCGUUCAACCACACUCCGAAAACCGUGGAUGCAGACAUGAGGAUGCAGCGAGACAUCAUUUAUGCAAGAGGCGAUGGCGUUGCCUCCCGGCCAGGAUCCACAGCACACCCAUCCCAUGUCAUUCCUAACUCCCCGCCCUCCACUCCUGUGCCCCAUUCCAUGCCUCCGUCCCCAUCCAGAAUUCCCUAUGGGGGCUCCCGUACCAUGGUGAUUCCUGGCAAUGCCACGAUCCCCAGGGACAGACUCUCCAGCCUCCCAGUCUCCAGAUCUAUCUCACCCAGCCCCAGCGCCAUCUUGGAAAGAAGAGACGUGAAGCCCGAUGAAGACAUGAGUGGCAAGAACAUCACCUUGUACCGCAAUGAGGGUUUCUACGCUGACCCUUACCUUUAUCACGAAGGACGAAUGAGCAUCGCCUCUUCCCAUGGCGGCCACCCACUGGACGUCCCCGAUCACAUCAUCGCCUAUCACCGCACAGCCAUUCGCUCAGCAAGCGCUUACUGCAACCCUUCUCUGCAAGCAGAGAUGCACAUGGAGCAGUCGCUGUACAGACAGAAACCAAGGAAGUUUCCAGAUAGCCACUUACCGACUCUGGGCUCCAAGACGCCUCCUGCCUCUCCUCACCGGGUCAGUGACUUGCGGAUGGUAGACAUGCAUGCCCACCAUAAUGCCCAUGGCCCUCCCCACACCAUGCAGCCAGACAGGGCCUCCCCCAGCCGCCAGACUUUCAAAAAGGAGCCGGGCACCUUGGUGUAUAUUGAAAAGCCACGCACCGCACCAGGACUCUCCGGCCUCGUGGACCUUGGGACACCUCUAGUGGAAAAGCAAGUGUUUGCUUACAGCACCGCCACCAUACCCAAAGACAGAGAGACCAGAGAGAGGAUGCAAGCCAUGGAGAGACAGAUUGCCAGUUUAACUGGCCUGGUUCAGUCUGCACUUUUUAAAGGGCCCAUUACAAGUAGUAGCAAAGAUUCAUCUAGUGAGAAAAUGAUGAAAACCGCAGCCAGUAAGCACCACACAGAGAGUGCAGGAACGCCCUCGGUUUCUGCAGGGAAGAUGCUGGGUGCCCCGGAGUCCUCAGGGGCCCCCAGCAGCACCCCAGCCCUGCACGCCAGCCUGCUCCACAUGCGCCGCAGCGUGGCCGAGCUUCGACUCCAGCUCCAGCAGAUGCGACAGCUCCAGCUGCAGAACCAGGAGCUGCUGAGGGCAAUGAUGAAGAAGGCCGAGCUAGAAAUCAGCAGCAAAGUGAUAGAGACGAUGAAGAGGCUGGAGGACCCGGUGCAGCGGCAGCGUGUGCUGGUGGAGCAGGACAGACAGAAAUACCUGCACGAGGAGGAGAGGAUCGUCAGGAAGCUGGGCGAGCUGGAGGACUUCGUGGAGGACCUGAAGAAGGACUCAGCCUCGGCAGGCCGCACCGUCACCCUGAAGGACGUGGAGGACGGCGCCUGCCUCCUGCGGCAAGUCGGGGAGGCCGUGGCUGCCCUGAAAGGAGAGUUCCCGGCCCUGCAGAACCGCAUGCGCGCCGUGCUGCGUAUCGAAGUGGAGGCCGUGCGUUUCCUGAAGGAGGAGCCACACCGGCUGGACAGCCUCCUACAGCGAGUCCGGAGCAUGACUGAUGUGCUGACCACACUUCGGAGACACGUCACCGACGGGCUCUUGAAAGGCACCGACGCCGCUCAGGCUGCGCAGUACGUAGCGAUGGAAAAGGCCACGGCCGCUGAGGUCCUGCGGAGCCAAGAAGACGCGCCUCCGGGCAGUGCCGGGGUCCCCGGGGACGUGAAGUCAGAGGUGGUGCCCCUGACGGUUCACCACGCGCAGAGCGCCCCGGUGGUCAUGCAGCCCUCGCAGCUGUCGUCGGCGCUGCUGAACCCCACCCAGCACCUGCCCCCCGGGGUGCCCGGCGCUGCCCCCGCCAGCCCCCCGGCGGGCGCCCAGGACACAGCCUCAUCCCCGCAGCUGCCGGUGAACGGUGCCACUGUGCAGCCCUUGUUCAUCGAGGAGAUCACCAGCACCAAGCACCGGGCUCUGUCCAUAGAGAAAGCAGAAAGGAAGUGGGAAGAGAAAAGGCAAAAUCUGGAGCAUUAUAAUGGGAAGGAGUUUGAGAAGCUCUUGGAAGAAGCUCAGGCCAACAUCAUGAAGUCUAUUCCAAACCUGGAGAUGCCGCCCGCCUCGGGUCCACAACCCAAGGGUGACACACCUGUGGACAGGCCAGAAUUUUCAGAAGAUUCUCCAAAUUCAGAACAGGAUUUGGACAAGUCUGGGGGUAAAUCACCACCCCCUCCACCCCCACCCCCAAGACGGAGCUACCUGCCCGGAACAGGGCUCACCACCACAAGGUCCGGCGACGUGGUCUACACCAGCAGGAAGGAAGUGAUCAGCACUAAGGUGAGCAGUGAAGAGGCUGGAGCAAGCCCACAGGCUAGAGCCACAAAAUGCCCAACGGAGGAGCCUGCGUCAAAUUGGACCCCACCGCCACCACCACCACCUGUUUCCUCAAAGGAGGAUGAAGAAGAUGAAGAAGGAGACAAAAUCAUGGCUGAACUGCAGGCCUUCCAGAAGUGUCCCCUUGUGGAUGUAAAUUCACACAGUCAUGCGGAACAGUCCCGGGCUGACAGCCACCUUAAAGACCCUAGGCCGGGGGCGCCAGCCCCAUCCAAGGAGAAGAAGAACUUGGAAUUUUUCCAUGAAGACGUACGGAAAUCUGAUGUUGAAUAUGAACAUGGCUCCGGAAUGGAAUCCGGAAAGGUUCCCCCGGGGACUCUCCCACCCAGUGCUCGUCCUGAGUGGGAAAGCAGAGGAGAGAACAGUCUCCCUGAUACAUCAAGGACAGCAGAAUACAGAAGCGAUAGCCUGAUGAAGGAACAUGCAUUGCCCGAUCCCAUGCUCAGAGACAAUAGAAACUCUUCCCAGAAAACUGGCCUCGGGGUCAACUCUGGGGGGAGUUCAUUAGAAGAAACGAACCAAGGGCCAAAAGCCUCUGAGCUGCAGUCCCCUGCCGCCAACCCUGAGCAUCAGAAGGUGAAUUAUGGGAAGACAAAGGAAAGGAAUCAACAAGGAGAGGAACAUACGGAUUGGGGUCUCCUUCCCGUUCCCCCAAGAUCCACCGAAUUCAGUAUUCCUGAGGUCAGCACUCAGGAGCCAGAGGCUCCCAAGGCUGAGCUGGGCCAUGUUGUACUAAGACCCAAAGUGGCGAGGACAGCACCCAUAGCCCCUGCCGAGGAAGGAGAAUCCACAGCGGGUUCGCCCAUGGAAGAAAACGCAGGCCCUGACAACAUCGCCUUCAUGAUCACCAAAACUGCCGUCCAGGUCCUGUCCAGCGGGGAGGUACGAGAUAUAGUGAGCAGAAAGGGAGAAGAUGUGCAGACCGUGAAUAUUGAUGCCAAGAAAGCAACGGAUUCCCCCCAGGGAGGGAUAGAAAGUGAGGAGCCCGUCGUGUGCCUGGACAAGAAACCUGUGAUCAUCAUCUUUGACGAGCCCAUGGACAUCCGGUCCGCAUACAAGAGACUCUCCACCAUAUUCGAGGAAUGCGAUGAGGAAUUAGAGAGAAUGAUGACAGAGGAGAAGAUAGAGGAGGAAGAGGAGGAGGAAAACGGAGACACUGUUCAGAACAGCACUUCACCCUGCACUGGAAGGACAGUCACAUCCGGCAGCCUUAGCUCUGGACAGCAGGCUGGGGGCCCAUCAGCCCCCAGCUCACCUUCCAGUGAGCCCAGGGGUCAGGAAAGGAGUCAAACCCAGCCUCGAAAGUUCAGCGCAGGCGAGUCUCCGGGUUCAGAAACCAAGGAUGACACCCCCGAUGACCAGUUUGAAAGCCCCAAGAAGAAGUUCAAGUUCAAAUUCCCCAAGAAACAGCUGGCCGCCCUCACGCAAGCCAUCCGCACUGGAACCAAGACGGGGAAGAAGACAUUGCAGGUGGUGGUCUACGAAGAGGAAGAAGAGGACGGCACCUUGAAGCAGCACAAAGAAGCCAAGCGCUUCGAAAUAACUCGCUCUCAGCCUGAAGACAGCCCAAAACACACAUCCAGGAGACUCGAGUCGCCCGGACCCGAGAGCGUGGCCCCGGUUUCCAGAACAGAUGAAAUCCGAAAGAACACCUACCGUACACUGGACAGCCUGGAGCAGACCAUCAAACAAUUGGAAAAUACCAUCAGCGAAAUGAGUCCCAAAGUUCUAGUUGAGUCCUCCUGCCCUACCAGCAGAGAUUCAGUGGCAAGCGCCUCCCCAGGAGUAGGGGAGACGGCUCCCCGCCCCAUGCUAGUGCUCGAUGCUCCCUCUGCCCCCUCGUCCCCCUCGUCCAUACCGUCAGCUUCACGUAAGGGCUCGGGUGCCACCCCACAGACCAGCAGGAUGCCGAUCCCCAUGAGCUCCAAGAGCAGACCCGGAAGCCUGGACAAGCCUGGCAAGCAGUCCAAACUGCAGGAUCCACGCCAAUACCGUCAGGCGAAUGGAAGUGCUAAGAAAGCUGGUGGGGAUUGUAAGCCUACUUUCCCCUCCUUACCUGCCUCUAAGAUUCCAGCCCUUUCUCCCAGCUCGGGGAAAAGCAGUUCCCUGGCCCCUCCCGGUGGUGACAACGCUAACCCCCCUCCCGCGCCUGCUACUAAACCCGCCGUUGCUUCUAACCCUCUCAGCCCCCCCGCAGGACGGCCGGCGCCCUCCGCCUCCCUCAUCCCCUCCGUCUCUAAUGGCUCCUUGAAGUUUCAGAGCCCCCCUCACGCAGGUAAAGGCCACCACCCGUCCUUCUCACUGCAGACGCAAAACGGCCGAGCCGCGCCCCCCUCCGCUUCCGCCUCCCCGCCCUCCCCCGCCUCACCCACGGCCCCGAGCGGGGCCAAGAGCGUCAGGCCGCAGCCCCCGGGCCUCACCAGCUACAAGGCGCACAACGGAAGUUCCGGCAAGGCCCCGCCCACGGCCAAGGAGAUCGCCUAGAGCCGCCCCUAGGCACCCGCCGGAAGUCCCGGCAAGGCCCCGCCCACGGCCGAGGAGACCGCCUAGAGCCGACCCCGUUAGGCCAAGCCGGAAGUUCAGUUGGGGGGGAGGGGAAGGAAGGGAGGUUGUUUCUUGGUUUUCUGCUUUUUAAUGUUGUUGUUUUUUUAAGUCUUCAGCAACUGUGUUCACAAGAAAAUGUAACCUAUUGCUGUACUGUUUUCGGCUCCAUGCUAAGAUGUGCUGAGUAUUGAAUGAAUAGAUCUCAGUAAAGCUUGUGGUGGUUUUUUUUUUUUUUGGUUGUGUUUGUUUUACUUUAUUGCCGUUGUAAUGACAUCACGUGCGCUGUCUAGCUAGAUUCGAUUCCUGUGCAAUGAAGUAAGCUUGAAGCGUGGCGGAAGAGAUACGCGUGCGGGAGAAAAUGUACUGAGCAUGUGAAACGUGUACGAGUCCAGAACUUGAGUAUGUUUUUGUAUAAAACUAUUUUUCAUUACGGAGACUAAGAACAGAGAAAUACGCGAGUGCGACUAUACGAAUUGUAAAACAGAUACUAUAAUAUUUCCUUUUAUUUUCGUGUUCUUUAGCUUUAUUACAGAUUUCUAUUUUUGUCAGAACUUCAUGGUUUCUUUCAAUAUCUUUUUUGCCAAAACAUUUUGAUACUAUAGCAUUGUACAUUUGAACGUAGUGUGCUAGACUAAAAGAAAAGCCAAUGAACUUCUACCAUGCCACCACAGAGGCCUAUGUAGAAGGCAAUUUAUCAAACUUAUUGCACUGCCAUAAAAAAUUCUGUAAUCAUUUGCCAGCCCAAGCAAUUUAGAUUUUUUUGCUCAUUUUUUUUCCAAUUUUGUCAUAUUAGGAGUCUCUGGUUGUUUUCUCUACAGAAUCCCUUUCCUUUGAUUUCUGAGACCAGAUAACCCACACUAUUGCAUUGUGGAUUUUAAAAUGUACACUUCUGUAAACUGGUAACCUUUUGUAAAUAUAUAAAUAGACAAAAAAUAUACUGUAUGUGACCACACAUAGAGUAGUUUUCCCACACCAAAGUUAAUUUUUAUGCAUGCUUUAAAGAAUAUAUCUUGGGAUGGGCAAAGAUGGGACUAUCCGUACAUUUUUAAAAAACAAGUUUGCACAGCUAGAGUGUUUUUGUAAAUAAAUGUAUUUGUAUAACACAGUCAUGUAAUAUACAGAACUAUAAGCAGAGACUUUGCAAAACUAAAUAAAGGGCUGCAUGCUGAUUAUUUUUUGUACCUUGUCACUAUAACUACUCCCUGGUCAUCAAACAAAAGGCAGUGGUUACCAGGCUAUAUGGUUAUGCUCUGGGGGCUUUAUAAGUAGCGGGUAACCAGACACAAACUAUUGUCUGAAAACUCUGGGAUGACUCCUAAUAAAUUCAUUGCAAGUGUGGAAUUCUCA
Messenger RNA from Sorex fumeus (smoky shrew), 7664 nucleotides. Its product is annotated as KIAA1217 ortholog. The transcript has 22 exons. Bases 771 to 6257 code for a protein of 1828 amino acids. The record is from RefSeq and is a predicted model, not a curated record. NCBI's taxonomy places the organism in Eukaryota, Metazoa, Chordata, Mammalia, Eulipotyphla, Soricidae. Gene Ontology annotation, cellular component: cytoplasm.